Molecule: messenger RNA, 5239 nt
Organism: Mauremys mutica (yellowpond turtle)
Lineage: Eukaryota; Metazoa; Chordata; Testudines; Geoemydidae
Gene: FARP2
Product: FERM, ARH/RhoGEF and pleckstrin domain protein 2
Exons: 27
Coding region: 337-3501 (1054 amino acids)
Cellular component (GO): cytoskeleton
Molecular function (GO): guanyl-nucleotide exchange factor activity
Source: RefSeq, a predicted model, not a curated record
GUUCCUGCCAGGAGCCCCGGGCUGUCCGCGGUGCUCGGCCCCGCCUACGUGGGCUCGUGAAGGGCCAAUUGGCAAGUUCCGGCCUCCCAACUUGUGGGAAGCGCGGGGGUGGCUCCGCCCCGUCCCACCAGAUCUCGGGGUCGGUGCUGGCCAAUUAGGGCUGGGUCCGCUGGGCUCGUGAUGGCCGCCUGAGGGGCGAGUGCGCGAGAGCAAGGGCCGGGAUUCCGGCCGGGCACGCGAGCCGGCGCGGACGGUUGGAAACGGCGGCGUGUGAGGUAGGUGCGCGGCAUUAUUCUCUACGUUCCCCUUUAGGUAUUUGGACAUUGUUGCUGAAUAAUGGGGGAGAUAGAAGGAACGUACAGAAUACUGCAGACUCCUGGUUCUCGUUUGGGAGUCCAGAAGAAUACUGGAGUGAGUACGCUGGAGCCAGAGCAAAACCUUUCUACAGCAAUGGCAAUGACACCUGCCAAAAUGCACGAGAGGGAUCUACCGAUCAAAAUAAAACUGUUGGACAACACUGUGGAAGUACUUAAUGUUGAGUCCAAGUGCUAUGGCCAGACGUUGCUGACAGAGGUUUAUAAGCAUUUGAAUUUAGCUGAGUCCGACUACUUUGGAAUUGAGUUCCAGAACAUCCAAUCAUAUUGGAUUUGGCUUGAACCUAUGAAACCUAUCGUUAAACAAGUACGAAGACCAAAGAACACAGUGCUUCGUCUAGCUGUAAAGUUUUUCCCUCCUGACCCUGGUCAGCUGCAAGAGGAAUACACCAGGUAUCUGUUUGCAUUACAAAUCAAGAGAGACUUGGCAGAGGAACGACUAACCUGCAGUGACAACACAGCAGCUCUGAUCAUCUCUCAUCUUUUGCAGUCGGAGAUUGGGGAUUUUGAUGAAUCUGGGGAUCGUGAUCACCUAAAAACAAAUCAAUACUUGCCAAACCAGGAAAGAGUACAAGGAAAGAUACUGGAUUUUCACAGGAAGCACUUGGGCCAAACUCCUGCUGAGUCAGAUUUCCAGGUGCUUGAAAUUGCUCGGAAACUGGAGAUGUAUGGCGUUAGAUUCCACCUUGCAUCUGACCGCGAGGGGUCAAAAAUUAGCCUGGCUGUUUCACACAUGGGCGUACUAGUAUUCCAGGGUACCACAAAAAUCAACACCUUCAACUGGUCUAAGGUCCGUAAAUUAAGCUUCAAGAGAAAAAGGUUUCUUAUCAAGCUACACCCAGAAGUCCAUGGUCCAUAUCAGGAUACACUGGAGUUUCUGUUUGGCAGUAGGGAUGAGUGUAAAAACUUCUGGAAAAUCUGUGUGGAAUAUCACACUUUCUUCAGGCUGUUUGAUCAGCCAAAACCAAAGGCUAAAGCAGUCUUCUUCAGCAGAGGGUCUUCAUUCAGAUACAGUGGACGAACACAGAAACAACUGGUGGAUUAUGUUAAAGACAGUGGGAUGAAGAAAACUCCCUAUGAAAGGAGGCACAGCAAAGCUAGAGUAUCUGCUCACACUUCGAACACAGAUGUGCCAAAACAGAGUGUCUCAUUUACUGAGGGCUUAGGUGCUCCUGGGUCCCAUGCCUCAGUAUCUGCCUCCUUCCCUUCAGUUUAUACAUCAUCCACUACCACUACUGACGUGCCCAUCUGUAUGGAGAUGAAUCAUUCCUUCUUGGAUCCCAGAGCACCGUAUAUGAGGAGUCCAACAUCAGAAAAGAGUAUUGCAGUACCAACUGAAGAAACUGGGAAGAAAGCAACACAGCAGCCUGGAUCUCCCAUACUCCAAUCAUUCCAAGGCCUCUCAAUGGACCACCUUCAGCUCUCUUCCUUCACAUUGAAGAGUCCACAGAGCUUGAACCCCACAUUUCAAGUGAAUUUGAACCCAGCUAGCCAGGGUUCAUCUCCUCUUCUGAGUCCUGUCCUGAGUGAUGCUGGCAGUGCCCGGGUAGAAGAGGAAGAGGAAGUAAAACGCAAGCGAUAUCCAACAGAGAAGGUGUAUUUCAUAGCAAAGGAGAUUCUUGCUACUGAACGGACAUAUGUGAAAGACCUAGAAGUCAUUACAGUAUGGUUCCGCAGUGCAGUCAUCAAGGAGAACGCCAUGCCUGAAGGUCUGAUGACACUGCUCUUCUCUAAUAUAGAUCCAAUCUAUGAGUUUCACCGAAGUUUCCUGAAAGAGAUGGAGCAGAGGGUAGCACUCUGGGAAGGACAAUCCAACUCUCAUGUGAAAGGAGAUUAUCAACGGAUUGGAGAUGUCAUGCUGAGGAACAUGUGCAUGCUGAAGGAGUUUACCAGCUACUUGCAGAAACAUGAUGAGGUCCUGACAGAACUGGAGAAAGCAACUAAGCACUUAAAGAAACUGGAAAUGGUUUAUAAGGAGUUUGAAUUGCAGAAGGUUUGCUAUCUGCCACUCAACACUUUCCUGCUCAAGCCCAUCCAGCGGCUGAUACACUACAAGCUGAUCCUGGGGAGACUUUGCAAGCAUUACACAGUAGAACACCAGGACUAUGCCGACUGCAGGAAUGCACUGAAGGAGGUUACAGAGAUGACAUCUCAGCUCCAAAACAGCCUGAUCCGCCUGGAGAAUUUCCAGAAGCUGACAGAGCUACAACAUGACUUGAUUGGCAUUGAUAACCUCAUAGCACCUGGCAGAGAAUUUAUCCGGGAGGGUUGCUUGUACAAACUCACUAAAAAAGGUUUACAGCAGAGGAUGUUCUUUCUGUUCUCAGAUAUGUUGCUGUACACAAGCAAAGGAGUCACGGGUACCAAUCAGUUCAAAAUUCAUGGACACCUCCCUCUGCAUGGCAUGCUGGUGGAAGAGAGUGAGAAUGAAUGGUCUGUCCCACACUGCUUCACAAUCUAUUCAGCUCAGAAAACAAUAGUAGUGGCAGCAAGUACCCGUCUGGAGAUGAGGAAGUGGAUGGAAGACCUAAACAUGGCGAUUGAAAUGGCCAAAAAAUCGAGUGAGAAAUAUGACACGUUUUUGGAAAGCUCCAUGUGUAAUCGCUCUAACAGAUCCUCUGAUGAGGUCUCUCUAGAGCAGGAAUCCGAAGAUGACAUACAGUCUUCUCGUAGCUCCCUGGACAGGCAGAGCCACCACCGUGCCAACACUACAAUGCACGUGUGCUGGUACCGCAACACCAGUGUCUCCAUGACUGACCACAGUGUGGCUGUCGAGAAUCAGCUUUCAGGGUACCUGCUGAGGAAAUUCAAAAAUAGUAAUGGCUGGCAAAAGCUCUGGGUUGUCUUCACCAACUUCUGUUUGUUCUUCUACAAAACUCACCAGGAUGAUUAUCCGUUGGCCAGUCUCCCACUACUUGGCUACACAGUCAGCACCCCAGUGGAGGCAGAUGGCAUUCAGAAGGAUUAUGUCUUCAAGUUGCAGUUCAAGUCCCAUGUGUAUUUCUUCAGGGCUGAGAGCAAGUACACCUUUGAGAGGUGGAUGGAAGUGAUUAAGAGAGCCACAAAUUCUCCAGGGAGAUCGAGCCUGUUGAUUCCCAUGGAUGAAAAGGAUGUUCACACAAACUGAAGGGGGCAGAGCUGGGUCUCUGCUGUAGACGUCUGUAGUGCAAUGGGAUGGAACCAGGAGGGGGUGGGGUUGAUAAAGCAGUAACAUGAGAUGCUUGUUUCCACCUGGUGUGGAAGUUAGAUGGACAAGGGGAGUGAUGAACUGGGGUCACAUCAGGUUAGACUGGACUAGAAGAUGUAAAGUCUGCUACAGUCAAAACUAACUGGAGAGGUAAUGAACCUUAACAAUGGCUGCAAAAUUCCAUUCCAUGGGAAUCCCAUGGUUUGCUGUGUGCAUGCAUUGCAUUCCAGUUACAGGUUCUGUAUGGUAUACAGUGGCAUGUCCUGAUGGAGACAGAUGGCCACGUUCAUUGUGAUUGGGUGUGUCAGUUGUGUUUCUUGGUCCAUAACUGCGGAUAUCAGGCUUUCUGGCCCCCGGGAGUUCCCUUCUGACACUCAGUGUGGCUAAACCUCUGGACUGUCGGCUGCCGUAGCUUCAACCUGCUGGCCACAAACUUCUUGGACUAACUGGGGAUCUGCAGAUGUAUCCAGCUGUAAGGCCUGAAUUCACUUUAAUUUCAAACAGAAAAUACAGCUGCUGUAAAAUCACGGAGCUCUUCAGGAAAUUGCCAUGGCAACAACUUCACUUUUUUUCGGGGAUGGGAGGAAAUGGGGAGAACAUGAAGCUUUUAGUUUUAGAGGUAUCUCAUUUUACAGCUUGGAGCAGGAGACCUGUAUGAGAGAACACACAUGGUUUCCUUAGAGCUCAGAGCCUGCUCUGCUACAUGCUGAGGGGCCUACCAGAUAUAUUUAUUAUACCUCCAGAGUCCUCUGCAUCCAUCAUGGAGUGGAGGGCUCCUCUUACAAACCCUUUAAUCACCCUCCGCUAGUGAGACAUUAUUUAAGGCAGGGAUGGCCAAAGCACUAACCACAACAUCCUCCAAUGCAAUAUGUUGCUGCUCUUGAGUGGUAUUUUCAAAGGUGCCUAAGUGAAAUAGGCAUAUAAGCCCCAUUGAAAGUCACUGAUACUUGUGUUCCUAUGCUACUUAAGAGUGUUUGAAAAUCCCAGCCCUUAUCUCUCUGGAGGUGGCAUCCAUCUUCAGCUUUAACAUGGUGUGACGGUCACCUGCAUCAAGGUGGAGCAUUAUAUCCUGGCACCUGCUCCCUGUGGGGUUGUGCCACCAUAUUCAAGAUAAAAAUAGUUUGUCUACCCCACUUCCUGCGGAUAUGCUGUUUCCUUUGGAUGCUGUGCAAUGCAGCACUUGAUUGGGCAAGUUAUGGAUGCCCCUGAUCUAAGGACUGGUAAAGUUGUAAUAAGCUGAAAGUAAUAAAUGCUGCUGAUAGGUAACAUAGCUUAGAGGGGCUGAUUUAUAUUUCAGGUGGGAAAGUAUUUGUGUCAGGGAAGAAACAAUAAGGUGUUAGAGAGAGAUAAGAAAGUGCUGUGUGGUGCGAGGAUGGCAGAAACAAGAGGAAACCGGAGACACCUGUGGAACACGAGAGAUGCAGGGGCUUGCAUGUGCAACUGUUUCUCCAGAGAGAGACGCUCCUGGGUGGUGUUGGUUCAAAGUCUGACGUGUGCUGAAUGGGAAAGGACUAAGAUCCCAGAUGGGAAGAUUCUAGGUAGAAGAUUUCAUGACUUUCACUUGGCACCUUCAUCCAUAAAGGAGCAGAGACUGGACCAGUGCAUCAUGAUGAUUGUCCAUUGUAAGUUAAAUGUACUUUAAUUUAUUAGUGUCUUAAAAUAAACUGUUGUAGAUGUA